This is a messenger RNA of Benincasa hispida (wax gourd), 1034 nucleotides long. Its product is annotated as vacuolar protein sorting-associated protein 2 homolog 1-like. The record is from RefSeq and is a predicted model, not a curated record. Gene Ontology annotation, biological process: vacuolar transport. NCBI's taxonomy places the organism in Eukaryota, Viridiplantae, Streptophyta, Magnoliopsida, Cucurbitales, Cucurbitaceae.
UGCUUUUACGUACCGAUCAACCAGAAGAAACGGUGGCUCCUCCAUGGCGAGAGACCACCACCGUGGCCGGUGACAUCGUCGACGGACUGUGAACAGGGUGAGAGUUGCAGAGUUACGAAAGGUGAAGAGAAGAAGGAAUAAACUCAUCGGGAUCGGAAAUUGCAAUUAUGAGCUUCCUCUUUGGCAGCCGAAAAACUCCCGCAGAGCUUCUGCGGGAGAACAAGAGGAUGCUCGAUAAGUCCAUUAGGGAAAUUGAACGGGAAAGACAAGGCUUACAGUCUCAGGAAAAGAAGUUGAUUGUCGAGAUAAAGAAAAAUGCUAAACAAGGACAGAUGGGAGCUGUUAAAAUAAUGGCCAAAGAUCUUAUCAGGACACGGCAUCAGAUUGAAAAAUUUUAUAAACUAAAAUCACAGCUCCAGGGCGUGGCUUUGAGAAUUCAGACGCUGAAAUCAACUCAAGCUAUGGGAGAAGCCAUGAAAGGCGUUACCAAGGCAAUGGGACAGAUGAAUAGGCAGAUGAACUUGCCGGCAUUACAGAAGAUAAUGCAAGAGUUUGAGAGACAAAAUGAGAGGAUGGAAAUGACAUCUGAAGUAAUGGCAGACGCUCUCGAUGAUGCUUUAGAAGGAGAUGAAGAAGAGGAGGAGACAGACGAGCUUGUAAAUCAGGUGCUUGAUGAGAUUGGAAUUGAUAUCAAUUCAGAGCUUGUGAAUGCACCAUCAGCUUCUGUGUCAGUAUCAACUGCAAAUAAUAGGGUUGCCCAAGCCGAAGCCGAAGAUACUGGAAUUGACAGUGAUUUACAAGCUAGACUUGAUAACUUGAGGAAAAUGUAGGUUUCAAUUAUGAGAAAUUUAUAGCACUCAUAUAGUAUACAUAAUAAAUAAUGUAUUGUGUUUAUAUUUGAACUCUAUUCAGCCAAGUUUGUAUUUGAAUAAUACACUGACAAGUAUGAUCUCUUGUUUGGAGAAGUAAGACGAUGAAUUUAGCACUUGUGAUUAGGUAAUUCUCUAUUUUACAAAGGGUUUGAAUUGUUAGUA